Molecule: messenger RNA, 2805 nt
Organism: Cucurbita moschata (crookneck pumpkin)
Lineage: Eukaryota; Viridiplantae; Streptophyta; Magnoliopsida; Cucurbitales; Cucurbitaceae
Product: cation/H(+) antiporter 28-like
Exons: 4
Coding region: 310-2682 (790 amino acids)
Biological process (GO): regulation of pH; proton transmembrane transport
Cellular component (GO): membrane; endomembrane system
Molecular function (GO): antiporter activity
Source: RefSeq, a predicted model, not a curated record
AUAAGAUUAAGAAAAGACGAGGGAAGAACAAAAGGCGAUAACAGAUACCAAAAUUUUCUCCUUAAUUUUCUGCUUAAUUUAAGCCGAAAAUCCCAGCCACUCGAACAAGGAACAUCUCUGUUGGUUCAACAAUGGUGAAAUCCUUCAUCAUUUCCAAGGGAAAAAAUAGGAUCGAGAAUAACAAAAAUUUAAUCGCAGAGAAGAGGCAAAACGAGGGUACAAUUUUGUUUCUCUGCAACUUCUCGCAGAGCAGAAAAGGGAUUUUUAUGGUGAUUGGGAGUUCCGCGAGGAGGAAGAAGAAGAAACGCAAUGGCGAUGACUAGGGUUCAUGAGCCAUCGCGAUCCUUAGCAGGUAAUACAUGCACCAUUCGGCUGACUGAAAUUUUCGGGCGAGCGACCAAGUCUAUUUUGGGCUUCUUUCUCAUGAUGGGUCUCUGCAAUGGCGUGCAUUACCUUUUGAGACCUUUUUCUCAACCUCGCACUACUUCUGAUACGAUCGUUGGUUUGGUUGUUGGAAACUUCAUGAGGAAAGAACUCGAUCUGUCAAUACAUAAGACGCUGCGUUAUAUUGUUGACUUUGGUAUGACAUGCUAUAUGUUUGUGCUGGGAUUGGAGAUGGAUCCAUGUGUACUCUUCAAAGCACCUACACGUGAUGCUAAGGUAGCUUAUGCCGGAAUGAUUUCAACACUCAUCUUAGCCUGUUCCACAAUCCCAUUUAUUAGCUUUUCGAAGUCGAAAGAGAUCAGUUUCAUCCUCUCGCUCUCAACUGUUCUCUCUAGCACAGCUUCUCCUGUGCUAACCCGUUUGAUCACCAAUCUUAAAAUAGGCAGGUCGGAUAUAGGCCGACUUGUUAUUGCUGCUGGAAUGCAUUCUGAUUUUAUAUCCACUCUAGCAAUCUGUAUAGGCUAUCUAUUUUGCCAAUGCCAAGAGACGCGUCUCUCCAUUAUAAAUGGUUUUCAAUUAGGUUUUGUUCUAUUGAUCCAGAUGAUAAUGGCGGCGAAGGUUUCACCAAUAUUCAUGAACUGGGUGAAUAACGAAAACCCCGAGGGUAAACCUAUGAAGGGUCCUCACCUGGUUCUUGCAGUUGCUUUCAUGGCCUUCCUUUGCUGCUGCCCUACUAUAAUUGGUUACAACCCGACGCUCAGUGCAUUCUUGGCUGGAACGUUUUUACCUCGAGAAGGUAGAGUAUCAAGAUGGGCAAUUGGAAAAAUUAACUACCUGCUUACUACUGUUUUCUAUCCCAUCUUCUUCUUUUGGAUGGGGGUUGAAUCCAAGUUGAGUGACUUCGAGCCUGGACAAAUAAUAACAUGGGUCAGAUUACUUCUGCUUUUUGCUAUUGUAACCGUAGGAAAAGUUGUUGGUACUGUCAUUGCUGGGGCAAUUUUGGGGUUUCAUUGGCCUGAAUCUGUAGCACUUGGGCUGCUGUUAACCAUGAAGGGCCAUUUUCAUAUAUACUUGGCCAUAUCUGCAAAAAUAGCUGGAAAGAUAUCUACAUCUACGAGCAUUGCGAUGGUAUUUGUAAUCUUCUUCACAGUCGUGCAUGCUCCAAAAGUUGUAGCUCAUAUAAUUAGAAGGGCGAGGAAACGCACACCUACACAUCGAAUGGCUCUCGAAUUGCUUGACCCAUCAAGUGAGCUUAAGAUCUUGUUAUGUAUACAUGGACCUCAUAACACUGGAGCAGCCAUUAACAUCAUGGAGAUUUCUCGGGGGACGGCUAACCCUGGAGUUGUUGUAUAUGUCACAGACAUGAUUGAACUUACAGAUGAAAUAGCAGCCACGUUAGUGCAGGGUGAAGGAGUGGACACUGUAACUGUAACCCACACAGGAGUGACACAAAUGAGAGAUCAAGUUACUACUGCAUUUCAGAGAUAUGUAGAUGAAAAUGGAGAUGGAAUUACCCUUAGAAGAAUGUUGGCUCUCUCAGCAUUCAAUUGUAUGGCACAAGACAUUUGCAUUUUAGCGGAGGACUUGUUGGGUGCUCUUAUCAUACUGCCAUUCCACAAGAACCAGCGCGGAGAUGGGUCGUUGAGCGAGGGCCAAGCAGGUUUCCGCUAUGUGAACCGCAAGGUUAUCAGACACGCCCCUUGUUCCGUGGGAAUCCUAGUGGAUCGAGGUCUUGGAUCAGUAGAGAAAAUUUCAAGGUCGUACGUAACCCUGAAUGUGGCAGUGAUCUUCAUUGGCGGUAAAGACGACCGAGAAGCAUUAGCCUACGCUGGUCGAGUAGCUAGACAUCCCGGAGUUAAACUCUCUGUGAUUAGAUUCUUGGUGGAUGCUGAUGCAGAAAAUGCUGCAAGAAGAGCUGGGACAUACAGGAUCAGUGUUGCUGAGCAGGAAGAGGAAAUGAGACAAGACGACGAAUGCUUUGCUUAUUUUUACGAACGACACGUGGCUGGUGGGCACGUCGCUUACGUUGAAAAACACAUGGCCAGUUCCGCAGAGACGUAUUCUACUUUGAAAUCACUGGAAGGUCAAUACACUCUCGUAAUCGUAGGUCGAGGUGGGGGAGUGAACUCGGUGUUAACUUACGGGAUGAAUGAUUGGCAACAAUGUCCAGAACUGGGUCCUAUAGGGGACGUUCUUUCCGGGUCUGAAUUCUCCGCCAAGACCUCGGUUUUGAUCAUCCAUCAACACAAUCUAAAAGGUGAACUAGAUGGACUUGAUGAUGAUUUUUCAAUAAUGUAGAUGUCAAGAAACCGAUGAGAUUAGUAGUGAUAGAGAAUUAGAAGGUAGUUGUAGGGUUGGAAUACUGUGAUUUGUAGAACUUUAGUUGCUGGAAAUGAUAGAAUAAGUGUAGAAUUUGACGCG